Molecule: messenger RNA, 3239 nt
Organism: Danaus plexippus (monarch butterfly)
Lineage: Eukaryota; Metazoa; Arthropoda; Insecta; Lepidoptera; Nymphalidae
Product: secernin-3
Exons: 6
Coding region: 109-1320 (403 amino acids)
Biological process (GO): proteolysis
Molecular function (GO): dipeptidase activity; cysteine-type exopeptidase activity
Source: RefSeq, a predicted model, not a curated record
ACAUGUGACAAUUAUUAUUUGGCAUCAGGCAUUGUGAUUACGUUCCGACUUCUGAAUUCACGCAAACAAUUCGUUAGGAAAAAUAUUAAAAAAUAUUUACUAUUCGCUAUGACAACUAUAAUGGAAAAACCAAGAUCAUGUGAUACUUUUGUUGUUCUUCCACCUCUGACAAUAAACAAUGUUGUAAUAUUUGGAAAAAAUUCAGACCGUCCACAGAACGAAGUCCAAGAAGUGAUAUUGUCCCAAGAUCGAACUCGCGACUCUAAAUUAAAGUGCACUUAUAUAACAAUAGAUGAGUGCACAGAUCCAAUAAACAAUGUGAUAUUAAGCAAGCCCGCUUGGAUGUGGGGAGCUGAAAUGGGUGCCAAUGAUAAAAAUGUAGUGAUAGGUAAUGAGGCUGUGUGGACUAACAACAAUGAAGGGGAUGGAGAUGCAAGACAGAAGCGUCUCCUGGGAAUGGAUUUGGUGCGAUUAGGCCUUGAGAGGGGAAAUACAGCUGAAAAAGCUCUUGAUGUGAUCACAUCACUAUUAGAGAAAUAUGGACAAGGCGGGCCCUGCUCUGAAUAUGAUGACAGUCAUUUCUAUCAUAACUCCUUUCUCAUUGCUGAUUACAAAGAGGCUUGGGUACUUGAGACUAGUGGGAAAAUGUGGGCCGCAGAGAGAAUUGAUUCGGGAUACAGAAAUAUUUCCAAUGGACUUACCAUUGGAACGAAAAUCGAUAAGCAUUCUGAGGGGCUGUUUGAAAAAGCUGAGGCUAUGGGACUCUGGGAUGGGAAGGGUUUGUUCGACUUCAGCGCUGCAUUUUCUUCGGGCGGAGACGAGCUCCGUCAGAAACAGGGUGAACGGCUUCUGAAACAAGCAACAGUGACUUCUGCUUUCGAUGUUACUGAUAUGUUCCGUAUACUGAGGCACAAAGAGAGUGGUAUCUGCCGCGCAUGUGACGACACCUUCCCCACCCAAGGAAGCCAGGUAUCAUCUCUAUCGUCAGUUGGCAUAAGCGUACAUUGGUUUACAGCGACUCCAGACCCGAGCGUAUCUUACUUCAAGCCGUUCGUUUUCACUCCUAACGCUAGAAUCUCACCGUACACCGAAAGCCCGUCAGCGCCGAAUCGCGAACACCAUCUUUAUAAGUUGCAUUCGGCGCACGUUUUGAAGAAUAACAACGAGAAAAUGUCGAAAGUACUGGCUGAUAUCGAGAACGGAUGCAUCGCGGAAAUAACAGAUUUCAUGAAGAAAUACGAGCUUAAAGAGAAAAAUAUCAACGAACUCGACGACCUGAUGAAGAAGUGCGUGGAGACAGAAGUCAAACUUUACGGUUAAUGAAGUGCCUUACUCUAUAUAAUUUAUCAACUUACAGCUAAUUUAACUCCAUUGCUAUUUUCUAUAUUUUACCUAGCAUACAUAUUAUAAUAAAUAUAAAUGCACCCCUUCCUCUUAAGUUAUGUACUUUUGUACUCUUAAGUUUUACAUAAAGUGUUCGUUACACUCAACUUGUUCAUAGUAAAGCUGUCAAGGAUAUAUUCAAAUUAAAAUCUUUUGAAAUAUUUCAAUGCAUUCUUGUUAAGAUAUAUGUAUGUUGUAUGAAUUAUAUAUUUUGUUAUAAACACAGUGUAAACGCGCCUUUAUCCCGUUAAGACAUUGUUCGAAUUAUGAAACGGUACUAUGACGGUUUUGCUGGUAGUAGGUACUUGGUUAUGAAUCUUUUUACACAUGACAAUAGAUUUCUUUUUAUAUAAUAUUUUUUAACAUAUUACCUCCCGUAUCAUAGUUUUAUCUUUGACUUUCAAUUUUUCAUAUAUACAUAAGCCUUAAUUUAGUUUUUCGUUUUGCUCUUGCAUGACUUAAUAUUAGAUAACAAUAGGAUAAUAUUUUAUUUAUAUUAAAUCUUAAAUUUUAAAACGAAGAGUCAUUUUUUAUAAUUCUAAAAAAAAAAAAAAAACAAAUAUAUUACAGUAUUAGAUCUAUUCGCACGUAGAAUAUUCUAUAAAUAGUGUUAAUUCGAGAAGCCAGUAAUUGCUUUAAUAAUGGAUGUGCCAUCAAAAGGAGCUGUGUUAUAAAUAAAUAAGGUUCAAUUCCGUCAGACACGAUCAACAAGCGGCACUAGAAACUAAUUAACAUUUACAUUUUGUAGACCUAUUAGACAGAUCGCUUAAGUUAAAUGAAAUAGAAACUGUGAUAAAAUAGCAGCUUGUAAGCUAUAUUUUUGAAUCGUUUCCGAAAAGACAUAUUGAAUGAUAGUAUAAUUUUAACGAUUCCGUGCUCUCGAUCUGGUGACUUUAUUUUAUAGUUUUAUAGAAAAUGAUUUGAUUUUUGAAGUCUGAACUCUUUAUAUUAUUAAAAAAAAUGCGUCUGAAUUGAAUAAAUCCAAAUAUAUUUUAUAUUUAGUAAUUAGUUACUUUUAGUUAUACAAUUCGUAGUGACCUUAAACUUAUUCAAUGAUUUUAAUUCCUUGUGAAUGUUUUUUUUUUUCUUCUUUAUCCUUAAUAUAUUAUACAUUGCUUUCGGGAAGAAGAAAUUAUGUUAUAAGCACACGCGUUUCGCGUUUCUCCGCGGUAUAGUGUAACACUUAUAUAUACUUAAAUUAUAAGUAUACAAGGAAACAAACAUCUUAAGUGUAUAUUUUUAUAUCAAUAAUAUUUGAAUGCUUUUGAGAAUAUAUAUGUUAUAGAUUUAUUAUGCUUUACUAGUUGCCUUAAAUGAUUAACACGAAUUGUUGGUGGAAGUUGUCGUUCAGUAAUUUUAACAGAUCGUUGAUGUUUAUCAAAAUGAAUAUGAUGUAUGUAUAUGAAAUUAAUUCUAAUCCAGAACAAUUUAAAUAUAAAAGAAUUCUUUAAUAAAAUGUUAACGAAAAAUUUUGUUUAUUGACAUAGUGAAUAAUUAUAUAAUUUUUUUUUUAAAUUUAUGGUUACCGUUUUUUAAAUUUAGAAUUUUUGAUAUUUACCUUUAUUGUGAUUAUUAAUUGAAUAAUCGUGCCUUAAGCUUUGUACUCGAUAAAGCGAUGUGUUUGUCCCACAGCUCUUGUUAUUUUAAUAUAAAAUUGAAUUACGUACGUAACUUAGAACAAGUAAAUGUAUGAAUUUUUUUUAAAACAUGCGGUAAUUGCUUGAAAAUAUGUGUCAAAAUUGUUGCCAUACAUUAAUUUCAUUUAAAUAUUUUUUGCAUUCAGAUCAUUGCAAUGUUUCGAACGGUUUAGUGUUAAUCAUUGAUUUUAUGUGCAAUAAAGUUAGUAUUCAGCCUGA